Messenger RNA from Leptonychotes weddellii (Weddell seal), 2437 nucleotides. Lineage: Eukaryota; Metazoa; Chordata; Mammalia; Carnivora; Phocidae. The record is from RefSeq and is a predicted model, not a curated record.
UUGAGGCAGAAGCAGUGAUUGAUAGAAGCCGCCCACUUGCUUCAGUCGGAGGGAGGGUUCCCCCAAACAAAGCAUCCUCCGUUUCCUGCUUUGCCAGGAGCUGCUGACUGCCGGCCUGGUGUGUCUUGCCCCCUCUGGUGGUCACCCGUGAGCUUGCGGCCGGCCACUCGGAGUGGUGAUUCAUGGCCCAUCUGCUAAUAAUCAUGGAAGCAGGAUGUAAACCCAGCAUUGGCCGUGCCGACACAGGCCUGCACGUUCAAGCUGUACUGUCACCUCAGAAGUCUAGAAAAGCAGUCUCUGCAGCCAGUCCUCACCUGGGUCCAUUUCUGGCUUUCACAUGAGAUGACAACACAGUCUCUGAUGUUUGGGUUAAGAAGUUCCAUUUCCAAACACGAGUUCCAGGCUGAGACAAAGAAGCUUCUGGACAUUGUUGCCCGUUCCUUGUACUCAGAAAAAGAGGUGUUUAUACGGGAGCUGGUCUCCAACGCCAGUGACGCCUUGGAAAAGCUGCGUCACAAGCUGCUGUCUGAAGGCCAAACGCUGCCGGAAAUGGAGAUCCACUUACAGACGGACGCCGAGAAAGGCACCAUCACCAUCCAGGACACGGGUAUCGGGAUGACACAGGAAGAGCUGGUGUCCAACCUGGGAACCAUCGCCAGGUCGGGGUCAAAGGCCUUUCUGGAUGCGCUGCAGAGCCAGGUGGAGGCCAGCAGCAAGAUCAUCGGCCAGUUUGGAGUGGGUUUCUACUCCGCUUUCAUGGUGGCUGACAGAGUGGAGGUCUAUUCCCGCUCAGCGGACCCGGGCAGCCCUGGUUACCAGUGGCUCUCAGAUGGCUCCGGGGUGUUUGAAAUGGCUGAAGCCUCGGGAGUGAGAACUGGGACCAAAAUCAUCAUCCACCUCAAGUCAGACAGCAGAGAGUUCGCCAGCGAGGCCCGGGUCCGAGAUGUGGUGACAAAGUACAGUAACUUCGUCAGCUUCCCCUUGUACCUUAAUGGAAGGCGCAUUAAUACCUUGCAGGCUGUCUGGAUGAUGGACCCCAAGGAUGUGGGUGAGUGGCAGCACGAGGAAUUCUACCGCUAUGUCGCUCAGGCCCACGACAAGCCCCGCUACACCCUGCACUACAGGACGGACGCACCUCUUAACAUCCGUAGCAUCUUUUAUGUGCCGGACACGAAACCAUCCAUGUUUGAUGUGAGCCGGGAGUUGGGCUCCAGCAUCGCGCUGUACAGCCGCAAGGUCCUCAUCCAGACCAAGGCCACCGACAUCCUGCCCAAGUGGCUGCGCUUCGUUCGCGGCGUGGUGGACAGUGAGGACAUCCCCCUGAACCUCAGCCGGGAGCUCCUCCAGGAGAGCGCGCUCAUCAGGAAACUCCGGGACCUUCUACAGCAGAGGCUAAUAAAAUUCUUCAUUGACCAGAGUAAAAAAGACGCCGAAAAAUAUGCCAAGUUUUUUGAAGAUUAUGGCUUGUUCAUGAGGGAGGGCAUUGUGGCCACCGCCGAGCAGGAAGUCAAGGAGGGUAUCGCAAAGCUGCUGCGGUACGAGUCCUCGGCCUUGCCUGCUGGGCAGCUGACCAGCCUCCCGGACUAUGCGAGCCGCAUGCAGGCCGGCACCCGCACCAUCUACUACCUGUGUGCCCCCAGCCGGCACCUGGCCGAGCAUUCGCCCUACUACGAAGCCAUGAAGCAGAAAAACACGGAGGUUCUCUUCUGCUACGAGCAGUUUGAUGAGCUGACCUUGCUCCACCUUCGUGAGUUUGACAAGAAGAAGCUGAUCUCUGUGGAGACGGACAUUGUUGUUGACCACUAUAAGGAAGAGAAGUUGGAGGAUGGGUCCCCAGCUGGUGACCGCCUGUCGGAGAAGGAGACGGAGGACCUGAUGGCUUGGAUCAGAAAUGUGCUGGGGUCCCGUGUCACCAACGUGAAGGUUACUCUUCGACUGGACACCCACCCUGCCAUGAUCACCGUGCUGGAGAUGGGGGCCGCCCGGCACUUCCUGCGCAUGCAGCAGCUGGCCAAGACCCAGGAGGAGCGCGCUCAGCUCCUGCAGCCCACGCUGGAGAUCAACCCCAGACACACAUUGAUCAAGAAGCUCAGUCAGCUGAGAGCGAGCGAGCCUGACCUGGCCCAGCUACUAGUUGAUCAGAUCUAUGAGAACGCCAUGAUUGCCGCGGGGCUCGUCGAUGACCCCCGCCCCAUGGUGGACCGCCUGAACCAUCUGCUUGUCAAGGCCCUGGAGCGACGCUGAGGGGCCGCCGGCGUGAAGGCCCCCAGUCUACGUACAGGGACUAGGGCUCAAGUGGAGGUGAAGGACGAGGCAGCCUGAGACCAGCCAGGGAGAAAGAAGGACUACGUGCCACCGAUGACAACACCCCCUUUGAGUUUAUUUAGCUUAAAAGCAUUUGUUACUCUAAAUGGUAAACUUGUGUCUGGACUGCAAA